UUUUUUUUUUUUAAUAAAGUAGUAUGGAAUUCAGAGCUAAAUUAAACUCUGAAUAUUUUAAACUUUUUUCUUCAACUCUGGAUGCUUUUUCGCAUUUAGGUGAAAUUAUUAGUAUUGAAAUCCAUAAUGAGCAAUUUGUUAUGUCUACAAUAAAUAGCUCAAGAACUGCCCAAGCAGUUGCUCACAUUUCUCGUGAUUUUUUUAAAGAUUAUGCAUUAUUAAGAAGAGGAUCAACAGAAACAAUUUUACGAUGUACUGUUUCUAAUAAGAACUUUAAUAGUAUUUUUAAAAAAAACUUGGCGGCUUCAAAAUUAAUUAGAGAAUGCCAAAUACAAAUCACACAAGGAAGUUCAGACGAACAAACACAUGUAGAAGCAAGAAUAUAUAUGAAAUUGAUUUACCAAAAUGGAGUCACAAAAAAGAAUACACUUUGGUAUUAUGAUGGAGACCCGAUUACUAUAUUCUUUGAGAGAGAAUAUCCUAAUCAGAUUAUAUGUCAUUCAUUAACCUUGAAAGGCUAUUUAAGUCGAUUUGAUCCACGAAUAACAGAAAUUUCAAUUAUCUGCACGCCUGGUAAAGUGAUAUUACAAUCACAUUGGGAUGAAACUUCUACAGAUGAACGACCUGUAAGAGCAACAUUUUCCAUCAAUGCAUCCGACUUUGAAAGUUAUUCAAUACAUAGACCAACAAAGCUAACAUUCAACUUACGUGAGUUUAAAGCUAUAGUAGAUUAUAUGGACACAAUUGAAGGAGCAGUUAAACUAAAUUUUGAUGACAUGGGAAGCCCAAUAUUGUGUAAAUAUGCAUUUGAAAACAAAUUAUUAGUAUUUAUUGCCCUUCAGACAUUACCUAGACAUCUUUCUGUUGGAGGCAAUGGAGAUAGUCAUAAUGGUAAUAGUCAUGUAAAUGCUUCAGAAGAUGAAUCAAGUUUUUUAACUUAUAGUACAGCAGACUAAUUAUGUAUAUAUGCAUAAAUAAAGCUUUCUUUCUUCUUCUUUCUCUCUAUCUCUUUUGUCGUUUAGUCUGCUAAAAAUAUAUAACACUUUAUUUAAAAUAAAGAAAUAAUUAAACUUGUUUUUUUUUUUAUAAUAAAUUUGCGCAUCAACUUUUUUAUAUCUCACAAGAGCCUUUGUACUGAACGAUUUCUGUAAUUUGAAUUUCCUUAUAAUAUAGCAAUCAGAAAGCAAUUGUUC
Messenger RNA from Cokeromyces recurvatus, 1193 nucleotides. RefSeq names its product Rad9/Ddc1. Gene Ontology annotation, biological process: DNA replication checkpoint signaling; cellular response to ionizing radiation; mitotic intra-S DNA damage checkpoint signaling. The record is from RefSeq and is a predicted model, not a curated record. Lineage: Eukaryota; Fungi; Mucoromycota; Mucoromycetes; Mucorales; Mucoraceae. Gene Ontology annotation, cellular component: checkpoint clamp complex. The coding region runs from base 24 to 956 and encodes 310 amino acids. The transcript has 6 exons.